CAAAAAGCUGCACUCUUAGCCUCCUCGGUACCCUUCCAGCGAUCCAAGUGCUGAUGGAGGAGAACGCCCUUUCAGAUGCCGAAUCAGGCGAUGCCAAUGAUGAACCUACUGAGACCGAUAUCAUGGCGGCUGCAAACAAGAUCGUGAAAGAGCACAUCAAGUUGUUACACGAAUACAACGAGCUGAAAGAUGUGGGUCAGGGCUUGAUGGGCCUUAUUGCGGAUCAGCGGGGCGUACGGAUAGUCGAAGUUCAAGAGGAGUUUGGCAUCGAUGCGCAGGACUGAUCGCAGGUUUACCAGUGUACUGUGAACGCCAACGGGAGUGAGGAAGCGAUAGACGACGGCGUGAACUAGGUGUGAGAGGCGCAUGAACACGGCAUCUGAGUGUCAAAUAAACCUUAUACUAU
Alternaria rosae is the source of this 406-nucleotide messenger RNA. RefSeq names its product DNA repair protein. Lineage: Eukaryota; Fungi; Ascomycota; Dothideomycetes; Pleosporales; Pleosporaceae. The transcript has a single exon. Gene Ontology annotation, cellular component: Swi5-Swi2 complex; Swi5-Sfr1 complex. Bases 54 to 284 code for a protein of 76 amino acids. Gene Ontology annotation, biological process: double-strand break repair via homologous recombination; meiotic DNA recombinase assembly involved in reciprocal meiotic recombination; meiotic joint molecule formation. The record is from RefSeq and is a predicted model, not a curated record.